Auanema sp. JU1783 is the source of this 2256-nucleotide messenger RNA. NCBI's taxonomy places the organism in Eukaryota, Metazoa, Nematoda, Chromadorea, Rhabditida, Rhabditidae. The record is from the annotation of a GenBank genome assembly.
AUGACGGCUUCUGUGGCGAUACAUUCCUCCAUGCCUUAUCCAAUCGUAUAUACAGAAGCGAUGAAGGAUUCUCCUAGAUUUCGGGCUUCAAUCUCACAACACACUCAGUAUUUCAACAAAUUAGAAAAUCGUUUGAAUGAGAUUCUUAAACAUGUGACUGCAAUGAUGGAAUAUAGUAAGAAUUACAUUGCAACGUUAUAUAAAUUUACGGUUUCUGUUAAUCAGUUAUGUGAUGAGAGCUUCAGUGGUAAUGCUCUCUCUCAACCAACUUUCCAAUCUCUGUCGGAAGCAUUCGGGCAAACCUUAAGUCUUUCAAAAUCCUAUUAUGAACAAACUAACUUACUAGUUUAUGAAAAAUUAGCUUCUUUCCUUAAACAAGAAUUAACAAAAGUCUCGACUGCUCGAGCACACUUCGACACAAUGUCCAGCAGUAUGGAUGAGGCCUUGGCUAGGAAUUCGUCCAUCUCUCGCCAGAAGCCGAACGAUGCUGCAGAAGGUCGCAAUGCUCUUACAGCUAUUGGAGCUUGCUUCGCUCAUACAACCCUCGAUUAUGUAGCUCAGAUUAAUGUGGCUCACGCAAAGAAGGAUUAUAUGAUCAUAGAUGCAUUGUGGUCGUUUGUGAAGGAGACCUCCUCUUUUUUCUCGCGCGGCCAUGCUGUCUUCGAUGAAUGGACAGCAGCUGAUAAUGGAAGUGUGGCUGAAACGAUAGCAACUUUAUCAGAAAAAUGCAAACACACAGAGCGAAAAAUGCAGGACAUUCACUCCCUAGUUCCAAAGGAAAUGUUCCAGCAUCCUUCUGGGAUGCCUCCUGACCCGGACGUCAUGAUGGAAGGUUACCUUCUAAAACGAUCAUCCAACGCCUUCAAAACAUGGAAUCGUCGAUGGUUUCAAAUCAGAGAUAAUAAAUUGUUGUAUUCCCAUCGUUCCAAUGAUUAUGAAGAGCCCACCAUAAUGGAAGAAAAUCUCAAACUCUGUCUUGUUCGUCCUGCCCCUCCAUCAAUCGAUCGUGCUGGUUGCUUUGAACUCGUAACCCCCACCAGAAGCCAUUUAUUGCAAGCAGAUACUGAGUCGCUUUGUAAUAAUUGGAUGCGAGCUCUCCAAAGAACAAUUUUGGCUUUGCAUGAGUGUGACGAUGAGAACACGAAACCAAGUUCGUCAAACAGCGAAACAACAAUAAUCCCCAAAGGUUCCAAAGUUCUACCAAACGAGAACAGCACAACUUUUGAGCAAAUCAGACGUGUACCUGGCAACGAGAGUUGUGCGGAUUGUGGGAGUGAACAACCAAAAUGGGUCAGCAUUAACUUGGGUGUGGUUUUAUGCAUUGAAUGCUCUGGAGUUCAUAGAAGUCUUGGUGUUCAAGUGACUAAAGUUCGAUCUCUCACAAUGGAUUCCAUAGAUACGGAGCUGAGAGAUGUCUUGCUUAGUUUAGGGAAUAAGCUCGUAAACUCCAUUUAUCUCGCUCAUUUACCGCAGUCUAACGUAGUUCCUCCGGAAGCUACUGAGACAUGCAAUCGUCAGGUUCGAGAAGCAUGGAUCAAAGCCAAAUACGUUGAACGUAGGUUUUCCAUCUCUUCAUCCGAUCGUGCGCGAGGAAUUGCUGUAGCGAGACACGACAACCUUCAAGCGAAGCAAAAGACAAGUAUAGGAAAUAGAUCCACAUCAUAUGCGGAUGUCAAAGAAGCUGAAAUCGCGUGUGCUGCAGGUUUUAGUGAUGAUAAGAAGAGAUUAUCAUCAUGCGGAUCUGAACAAAAUAUAGCAGAGGAUCAAGGAGAAGCUGUUUCCUGGAAACUGAUUGCUGAAGCAGCCCGUUCUGGUGAUAUCGUUGUGCUUCUCCGAGCUAUCGCAAGCAAAUUCGAUUUGAAUACUGUCCAAAAUGGAACUACCCUUCUACAUAUGGCAACCCAAAAUGGUCAAACUGCGGCUGUUGAGUUCUUGUUGCUGAACGGAGCCAAAAUUAAUAUUCUGGAUGAACGACUCAAUUCGCCAAUGCACUUGGCUGCCUUAGAAGGAAAUACUUUGCAAGUUUGCCAACUUUUGAAACGUGGCGCCGACAAAGAUUUGAAAAAUGCUGAUGGAGUGACGCCUCUGGACAUUGCCAUAGAAGGAAAGCAUGCAGACAUUGUAACGUUAUUCCGAGUUCACACGAUGCGUGAUGAGUUCAAUGAAGAGUUUGACAAUCCCAUGAACGAAACUGUCGACAACGUGAUCUCGGACAUAACUCGAAGAGCAGCAGAGAAUAAAAGUUCUUCUGGUUGA